UGUGUGCGUUCCCGCAGCAACAGGGAAGAUGGCAGCACUCACAUCUCUCACCCAGCUGUCAAGUGGGAACCCUGUGUACGAGAACUUUUAUAGACAGGUGGACCCAGGAAACACGGGGAGAGUAGGGCCCACGGAAGCUGCGUUGUUCCUGAAGAAAUCUGGCCUUCCUGAUGUCACCUUGGGAAAGAUCUGGGAUUUGGCAGACCCAGAUGGGAAAGGGUUCUUGGACAAACAGGGGUUCUAUGUAGCUCUGCGGUUGGUGGCCUGUGCACAGAGCGGACAAGACGUCAGCCUCACUAGUCUGAACCUCACUAUCCCUCCCCCAAAAUUUAAGGACACUAGCAGCCCAUCGCUCAGCACAUCAUCGGUCUCUAGUGAACCCCACUGGGCUGUGAGGCCCGAAGAAAAGAGUAAAUUCGAUGGGAUAUUUGAAAGUCUUGCACCAGUCAGUGGACUGCUCUCUGGUGACAAAGUAAAACCAGUUCUAAUCAACUCAAAACUACCUCUGGACGUGUUAGGAAAGGUUUGGGAUCUUAGUGACAUUGAUAAAGAUGGACAUCUGGAUCGAGAUGAGUUUGCUGUGGCCAUGCACCUGGUCUAUCGGGCCCUGGAGAAGGAGCCGGUCCCCUCUGUUCUCCCCUCCUCUCUCAUCCCUCCUAACAAGAGGAAGAAGUCUCUGGUUGGCUCACUCCCUGGCACCGUGCCUGUGCUGCCCGCCAGCCCCCCGCCCCCCAAGGACAGCCUGCGCUCCACCCCUUCCCACGGCAGCAUGAACUCCCUCAACAGUGCCGGGAGCCUUUCCCCCAAACACACACUCAAAUCUGCGCAGCACUCAGUGAACUGGGUGGUCCCGGUGACAGACAGAGGACGCUUUGAUGAAAUCUUCCUGAAGACAGACUUGGAUCUGGAUGGUUUUGUCAGCGGAAUGGAAGUCAAGGACAUCUUCAUGCACUCAGGGCUGCCUCAGAAUCUACUGGCACAUAUAUGGGCCCUGGCAGACACCAGGCAGAUGGGGAAGCUGACGCGGGAGCAGUUUGCUCUGGCCAUGCACUUCAUCCAGCAGAAAGUCAGCAAAGGCAUGGACCCUCCUCAGGCCCUGACCCCUGACAUGAUCCCUCCUUCAGAGAGGGGCACUCCCGUUCCAGUGUGUACCACUCCCUCCCAUAGUAUGUCUGGGUAUGUGACCCCUGUGAGCUCUGAGAUGGCUGCUCUGUCUGAGAUGAGGCGGGACAGCUCCAGUUCUGUUGGGUCAGGGUCAGAGUUCACUGGAAUCAAGGAGCUUGAUGACAUCAGUCAAGAGAUCGCUCAGCUGCAGAGGGAGAAAUUCACCCUAGAGCAGGACAUUAGAGAUGCUGAGGAGGCCAUUAGACACAAGUCCUCAGAGGUGCAGGAGAUGCAGAACGACCUGGACAGAGAGACGUGCAGUCUGCAGGAGCUGGAGGCCCAGAAGCAGGAUGCCCAGGAGCGGCUGGAGGAGAUGGACCAGCAGAAGGCCAAGCUGGAGGACAUGCUCAACGACGUCAGGAUCCAGUGCAACGAGGAGUCCCAAAUGAUCUCAUCUCUGCAGAACCAGAUCCACUCCCAGGAGACAGACCUGCAGAGCCAGGAGGAGGAACUGAGCCGGGCUAAAGCAGACCUGAACCGGCUGCAGUUGGAGGAGAGCCAGAUGGAACAGAGCCUGACUGCCGGCAAGUUCCAGCUGGAGACCAUCAUCAGGUCCCUCAAAGCAACCCAGGACGAGAUCAACCAGGCUCGCAGUAAGCUGUCUCAGAUCCAGGACAGCCAGCAGGAGAUGAAUAAGAGCAUUGAGCAGUACAACAGCACCUUAAAUGGGACACACAGAGGCAGCAUGACCAACCUGGCUGACAUGAGCGAGGGAUUCCCCGACCGCGAGAACGGAGACUUCGGCGCCGUGGAGGACCCGUUCAAGGUGAAUACAUCUGGGUUCAAUAGCGUCCCUCAGGAGAUGCACACAGACCCUUUUCACUCCGAAGACCCCUUCAAGACAGACCCGUUCAAAGGUGACCCCUUCCAAAAUGACCCUUUUGCAAAGCAGUCAUCACUACCAGCCGCUGCAGAUCUCUCUCUCCACCCAGACCCCUUUGGAGGGGACCCCUUCAAAGAGACGGACCCCUUCAAGGCCUCGUCAGAAGACUUCUUCAAGAAGACCACCAUCAAGGCAGACCCCUUCAGCACCACCGACCCUUUCAGUAAAAGUGCCACCCUCCCCACCAAGACAAGUCAUUUUACAAGCAGCGCAGACCCUUUCUUAUCCAUUAGCCCAAAACCCACCAGAGGCCCAGGACCAGAUCUCUUUGGUACUCUGGACCCCUUUGGAAGCAGCACUGCUUUUGGAGGCAGUAACAGCUCAUUUGGCAGUAUCAGUAACAGUGGGUUCGCAGACUUCAGCCAAAUGUCAAAGAUCAGAGACCCAAUGGAAGGAAGAGGAGGUUUCCCAGAAUACCAGCAGUCGGGGUUUGUGGAGGACCCAUUCAGUAGGAAUCAGGACGGCCCAGCUCUGCCGCCCAAGAUGAGUGUUCCCCCCAGACCCAAACCUCCCAGUGGUAAAAGCAGCCCUGUCAACUUGCCUGGAGGAGCGGGUGACUUGGCCAAGCCCUGCGACCCCUUCCAGCCGUUCGGCAGUGACGCCAUCGACCCAUUUCAGAGUAAAAAGGUGGUCGGAGACCCCUUUAGUGGCAAAGACCCUUUUGCUCCUUCUGCCUCAAGUAAAGCCUCUAAAGACUCUUCCUUGGGUUUUGCAGACUUCAGUUCUUUUGGAAAUGAGGCUCAGCAACUGGAGUGGGCGAAGAGAGAGAGUGAGCGAGCGGAGCGGGAGCGGCUGAAGAGGCUCCGGCAGCAGGAGCAAGAGGACUUAGAGCUGGCCAUCGCUCUCAGCAAGGCAGAGAUGUCCCAUGGGUGACCUGGACUGGACUGGACACCCACACACACACACACACACACAUCCCACUGCACAAAAACUGGUUGAAUCAACGUUGUUUCCACAUCAUUUCAACAAAAAAUAAAUACAUGUGAUGACAUUGAAUUAAAGUUGAAAACUCAUUGGAUUUGUAAAAAGUCAGUAACAUAAGGGUAUUUAGUAUUUUUUUUCAACUAACUUUUAACCUAAAUCCAAUCCAAUGACAUAUUUUUUGUUGAUUUCAUGUUGAGUUCACGUUAGUUGACAACUUGAAGAAAUGUAAAUCAAAACUAGACGUUGAACUGAAUUCUGUGCCCAGUGGGAUGCCCACGCACAUAGAGAUACAGACACAUAUAGACAAACACACAUGUAGAGAAACACACACAUAGAGAUACAGACACAUAUAGACAAACACACAGAUAGACAUACUCUUACUAGCAUUACUCGUGCACAUACACAUGCGUGUACGACUCACACACCAUACCCCAUCACACUGUGAAGGACCUGGAGCUGGCCAUUUCUCUCAGGGCCGAUGUGCCCAACACAUGUCCGCUUCCUUAACCACACACAGACACACACCACCGCCACAACACACAUACACACGCCAUCUGAUACGCACACACAGAAACACACAAUCUCUGGAUGGACAAACUCUCAAAGCAAAAAAAAAAUACAAAACAGAACUUUUGGGGUUAUCCUGGGCCCUGUGGAAACCAGUGGUGUGGUGGUGUAGUGGAGGGGAAACGCAAGUAAAUGCAGUUUACCAACCUUUUUUAUUUUUUUGUGACAGUUAAUCCGCCUUUUGCAAAUGCAUUACUUUUUUCACCACGACCGGUGAUCAGAGUUUACCAACCUAUUUUUUUUACCACUACAUCACUGGUGGAAAUAGAACUGGAUUUGACUUUACGGUGGUAGGUUGGAGUUGGAGUGGGAGAUUGAAGCCAACAAUCACAAUCUCUCUUACUGUUUUUAAUUGAUAGGUGGGGAGGGGAAAAGAUGAUGACCCGUGGUUUUAGAAUUAACUGAUGCACUGUUUAAAUGCACUAUAGAGGCUGGCUCAACAUGAAAGAUGUAAAGAUGAACAUAAUAUGUGUUGGUUUGGUGAAUGAGCAUGAAUCGCAGCUGGAGCUCUGACAGAUGUGAAGAAGGGAAUACCUAAAGGUUAUGCUGGAAUGCUUAUUAAGAUUGAGACAUUAUUUUAGUAUUGGUUUAUUAUGUGAAUGUGGCAAGCCAGUGGCAGGGUUCUUCUUUGACUGGCUACUGUAAGUGUUGUGUGAGAGAGAGGUCUGUUUGGACCAGAACAAACUGUACAGAUAUAUUUUCUUUCUCUUUGAGUGUGAGAUAGUAGAUGCAUUGUUUUGACAAUAAUUCAGUGCUUCUUCAGCGAACAUAGGAAGAAGGAAUGGGUACUUAGCUGUGCCUCCUCUGAAAGUUCAAGUAAGUUCACAAAGCUGUGAUGUAUAUCAAACAACAACCAAAAAAGGCGAGAUGAGGGAAAUUAUUUCAAGUUUUAUUAUGGAGUUUUUUUAAUAAUAUUUUUUUUCACUAUGUGAUGUGUUAUUUUAUUAUUUUAGGUAUUAUUUGUUAAAAGACAGAAACAUUUUGUUUAUUACGAUUCUAGUUGAAAAAAGCUGCCAAAAAUUACAGACCUACAAGCACAAGCUGCAGAGAGGUUAAAGAAAGUUAGAAAUGGCCUGUGGUUUUCUUCAGCUAACCAUCAAUAAUAUGCAAAUUCAUUAGGUCACAUGAGUUUCACAGCUAUAACUGGAAUAUUCCGCUGUUUACGGUACAGUGUGUCAUAGUUUGAUGUUACAACUUGGGCUCAACCACUUUUAUUUAUAGCUGCUUUGUCUUUUACUUGAAACUCCUUGCUGAUGGUACUGCCUGCUUAGCACAUUACACCUGUGGGUUUUACUUCACUUUCACCUUAAUUAAGCUUUGAAUUGAACUGAAUAGAGAUGAUGAUAAUAGCAGCUGAGGUCCUAACCAUAUGAAAAGGACACUUACAUUAAUUGCCCCUGUGUUCUGUCUUUUCCUGUUGUACUGAACUGUAUGUGUCCUACAUUGACUUUUAUAAGCUUCCAUGUAAUGUCAUUGUUGUCACCUACUAUUGUACUAGUCUGAGUGAAAUGACCUCACCUAACUAUAUGGGAUGUUGUGAAAAUGCAUUAUGAAAGUUACAUCCCCUUUGGGUUGGGAAAGGACAUGAUUUAAGUUGCCACAAGGUGGAAAUAGAAACCAUCUCUCUGUAACAUUUAUUUGUUAAUUUUACAUAUCAAACUUCUUUGCUCUAGUGGUUAAAACAGUGUAAUUAUAUUAUAUGUGAAGAACCUGUUCUGGUACAGAUCUGACCUUUAACUGUGCUGCUGUAUAUAGCUGACUCACUGGGCAAAAACUGGUUGAAUCAAUAUUGUUUCCACGUUGAAUCAAUGUUGUUUCCAUUUUAACAAAAAAAUGUAUGCGAUGACAUUGAGUCAACGUAGAAAAAAGUAAUCAACGUGAGGGAAUUUGGUCUUUUGUUUAGGGAUAGGGUAACCUAACGAAGCAGGGGUAAAAGAAACGCCUGAAACCAGAUGCACUGGUCUUGACGAGAAGAAAAAAAACUGUUGGGGGAGGUUCUCUUCUGCACUGUUCAACCAAUCCAGUAAAUGUGGAGGAGGAGUUAAGGGUACCCCUAACCCUACGUAAAUCGAAUGACAUGUUGAAUUUUUGUUGUUGAAUUCAUGUUAGUUGACAACUCAACCAAAUGUAAAUCAAAACUAGACGUUGAACUGAUGUCUGUGCACGGUGGGAGGUAACCUGGGGUCGUCUGCAUUUGACCCUUGACCUUUUUGGCCCUACCUGUGGUGUUUUAAUCACAGGUCAGACUCUCGAAGCUUGGGAUGCCAACAGUCCCGCCCUUACCCAGCAUGCUGUAUGUCAGAACCCCUGUAGUGCACCUUCAGGUUAAAUCCACAGUGAGGGUGUUUGGUUGGCCGGAGACUCAGCCACAGCUCUCUGUUCAUUGGUCAUUUCAUGCCCUUUUUAUAUGCCUUGAAAAUACAUUCAUCAUUUCUUACUCCAUUCUUUGAAGUUAGCCUAGCGGUUAAGAGCAUUGGGCCAGUAACUGAAAGGUUGCUGGUUCAAAUCCCUGAGCUGGCAAGGUGGAAACAAAUCUGUCAUUAUGCCCUUAAGUAAGACAGUUAACCUCCAGCAACAACUGCUCCCCGGGUGCCGAUGAUGUCAAUUAAGGCAGCACCUCUCUGAUUCAGAGGGGUUGGGUUAAAUGCGGAUGACACAUUUAGCUUGAAAUCAGUCAGUUGUGCAACUGAAUAGGUCUUCCCUUGAUCUGACACUGUUGGAUUGGUGAAAGAAAGGGUUCCAUUAUGUAUCCCAAUCACCCAACCAUUCAUGUCAGAUUAGGGAGGCAGGAUGGAGUAUUGAAAUAGGGCCCAACACUACCUAGUGUUCUCUACAUACUUACCACUCAUGCUGUAUUUUGUCUUUGAUACCUACAUCGUGCAAUAGGUUUUAUUUCGUAUUUUUCUCGUUCGUGUGCUGAAAACACCUGUGAAUCCCAUUGGACUUUUAAUAUGUCUAUGCUUUUAAUACGAGUGCCCUCUGCCCCAACUUGGCUGAGUUUGAUCAUACAUUCAGAGGUACAUGCAGAGGCCUAAUACAAGCCUAAACAGAUUGUAGAGAUUGUAGAGGACUUAUCUUUUGUUUUUCUGACAACUGAUCUGUCUUCUGAAGCUCGAUGCAUUCCUUUUUCUUUUGGUCUGCCUUUAAUUGUCUUUCCGCUGUAGAUGAGAAGAAAUAAUCAAAGCUGUCUUAAACGGUAUACUAUGUCUGUUAUAUUUGUCCCAUAAGAAGUGAAAAAAUGUACAACUUAAAACAUUUUGAGGAUAUAUGACUAUACACUAAGAGUAAAAAAAAAUGCUUGGAUUUAUUUUAAAUGUUAAUCCUAUGUACAUGGUCAUUGUUUACUAGAAUAAACAUUUCAUUUAAAUAAA
This is a messenger RNA of Oncorhynchus tshawytscha (Chinook salmon), 6909 nucleotides long. RefSeq names its product epidermal growth factor receptor pathway substrate 15-like 1a (gene eps15l1a). Bases 29 to 2920 code for a protein of 963 amino acids. Lineage: Eukaryota; Metazoa; Chordata; Actinopteri; Salmoniformes; Salmonidae. The transcript is spliced from 24 exons. The record is from RefSeq and is a predicted model, not a curated record. Gene Ontology annotation, biological process: endosomal transport; endocytosis. Gene Ontology annotation, cellular component: clathrin coat of coated pit; cytoplasm; plasma membrane. Gene Ontology annotation, molecular function: cadherin binding; calcium ion binding.